AUGGAGUCUACGGAAGACGAGUUCUACAGCAUUUGCCUCAACCUCACUAGCGAAGAGAUAGCUAACCUCGGCGGCUGCAACUACAGCGCUGAAUUCGAGAAUGGCGAGUUGUUGGAGAAGGUCGUGUCUAGGGUCGUCCCCAUAUUCUUUGGCUUCAUCGGAAUCGUCGGCCUCGUCGGUAACGCGCUGGUGGUCCUCGUCGUCGCGGCUAACCCUGGCAUGAGAUCCACCACGAAUCUCUUGAUCAUAAAUCUUGCCGUCGCCGAUUUGCUCUUCGUGAUAUUCUGCGUUCCGUUCACCGCCACAGACUAUGUUAUGCCGCGAUGGCCUUUCGGGGACUGGUGGUGUAAAGUGGUCCAGUACUUUAUCGUAGUGACGGCGCACGCGUCCGUCUACACGCUGGUUCUGAUGUCCAUAGACAGGUUUAUGGCCGUAGUGCACCCGAUAGCCUCCAUGUCAAUACGCACUGAAAAGAAUGCGUUGCUGGCGAUCGCCUGCAUCUGGGUGUUGAUUCUUACCACGGCAAUUCCGGUGGGGAUCUGCCACGGGGAGAGAGAGUACUCCUAUUUCCACAGGAACCACUCUUCUUGUGUCUUUCUAGAAGAGCAGGGUUAUAGCAAGCUGGGUUUUCAAAUAUCUUUCUUUUUAUCUUCCUAUGUGAUACCUCUGGCGCUUAUUAGUGUUUUGUAUAUAUGUAUGUUGUCGAGACUGUGGAAGAGCGCUCCCGGCGGUAGGGUAUCAGCAGAAAGUAGAAGAGGGAGAAAGAAGGUCACGAGAAUGGUAGUAGUCGUCGUGGUGGUGUUCGCAGUGUGUUGGUGCCCGAUACAGAUAAUUCUGCUGGUGAAGGCGCUGGAUGCGUACAAUAUCACGUACUUCACGGUGACCGCCCAGAUCGUGUCCCACGUGCUGGCCUACAUGAACAGCUGCGUCAACCCAGUGCUCUACGCUUUCCUCUCCGAGAACUUCCGGAUCGCCUUUAGAAAGGUCAUGUAUUGCCCGCCGCCGUACUCGGACGCGAUGGCGAGAGCCCAACCCACGAAGACGACGCGAACCGGCAACGGCAACUCGUGCCACGACAUCGUGUGA
Messenger RNA from Leptosia nina, 1086 nucleotides. The record is from the annotation of a GenBank genome assembly. NCBI's taxonomy places the organism in Eukaryota, Metazoa, Arthropoda, Insecta, Lepidoptera, Pieridae.